Parasteatoda tepidariorum (common house spider) is the source of this 542-nucleotide messenger RNA. Lineage: Eukaryota; Metazoa; Arthropoda; Arachnida; Araneae; Theridiidae. The record is from RefSeq and is a predicted model, not a curated record.
UUAACUGUAUAUUUUCAGACACUUCCCUGUGGUGAUCAGACUGAAGUGGGGGAUAAGGGAGUUACUCUGAGUGGAGGACAAAAAGCCAGGAUUUCUUUAGCUCGAGCUGUUUAUCAGGAUUUUGAUAUUUAUUUGUUUGAUGAUCCCCUGUCAGCUGUUGAUGCACAUGUUGCCGAACACAUAUAUUCCAACUGCAUUAUGGGUAUUUUAAAAGACAAAACCCGUAUUCUGUGCACCCACAAAACACAGUUUGCUGAAAAUUGCGAUCAUUUGAUGAUUUUGUCUGAAGGGCAGGUGGUCAGCCAAGGUCCACCAAGCAAGACAUUGCAACUCUAUUUUUUGGGUAAUGAAGAAAGAGAGGAGGAUAAGCAAGAUUUUGCUUCAAUCGAUAAAGAAGUGAGUCUUGAAAGUAUUGAAGCUCAGAAAUUGGUGCAAGAUGAGGAGAAAAUGGAGGGUGUGAUUAGUUUUCACGUUUACAAGUCCUAUUGGAAAGCUGUAGGGCCAGUUUUAUCAGUUACAGUGCUUUUGUUUUGCUUUCUUAU